Molecule: messenger RNA, 3763 nt
Organism: Salvelinus sp. IW2-2015
Lineage: Eukaryota; Metazoa; Chordata; Actinopteri; Salmoniformes; Salmonidae
Product: ankyrin repeat domain-containing protein 6
Biological process (GO): negative regulation of canonical Wnt signaling pathway; positive regulation of JNK cascade
Cellular component (GO): cytoplasm; nucleus
Molecular function (GO): protein binding
Source: RefSeq, a predicted model, not a curated record
GAAGUCCCCUGCACCUGGCUUCCUACAAGGGCCACAUCGAGGUUCUGCGCAUUCUGCUGAAGGCCGGCUGCGAUCUUGACAUCCAGGACGAUUGUGGUUUCUCCUGCGUGCGGACACCUUUUCUAUUUCUCUAAGACUGUCACAGUAGUAUUGUAAUGACCUCCAGUGACCUAGAGUGGGAUUAUUUGGACUGCCAUCUUGAGGGAUACAGCAGCCCUCCACGGGGCUCACCCCCUGGGUGGAGGUCGUCCCCCCUAGCCCUCCCCAGUCCCACACCCACAGAUAACAGCCCAAACCUCUGGCGCUCCCAAAUUCUCUCCAUCUGGUCAAUGAGCUCCCGAUCCCGAAUGGGCCGCAGCGUGUCCCCAGCCACCAAUGGGGUGAGUGGCCCCGAGAAGGAGGAGGGGAGAGAGAGACGGCAGUGGAGGAAAGCUGCUGGGACUGGGUCUGGGAGAUCAGGGAGAGUGAAGAAGGAGGGUGAGCAGACAGCCUUACAUCGGGCAGCCGUGGUGGGAAACAGUGACGUUAUCUCUGCCCUCAUCCAGGAAGGGUGUGCUCUGGACAGACAGGACAAGGACGGUAACACUGCUCUGCAUGAGGUCUCGUGGCACGGCUUCAGCCAGUCUGUCAAACUGCUGGUUAAGGCCGGAGCCAACGUUCACGCAAAAAACAAGGCAGGGAACACAGCCCUCCACCUUGCUUGUCAGAAUGGCCACGCUCAGAGCUCCAAGGUCCUGCUGCUGGGUGGGUCCAGGCCUGACAGCAAGAACCAUGUAGGUGACACGUGUCUGCAUGUAGCGGCCCGCUACAACCAUGUGUCCAUGCUCCGCACCCUCCUGGGAGCCUUCUGCUCCGUGGCAGAGAAGAACCAGGCUGGGGACACACCACUGCAUGUUGCAGCUGCACUGAAUCAUAAGAAAACAGUGCGGCUUCUGCUGGAGGCAGGAACAGACAGCAGCAUCCGCAACAACGCAGGCCAGACUGCACUGGAUCAGGCCAGAGAACACAACAACCCAGACGUAGCCCUUCUCCUGACCAAAGCGCCUCAGGUCCAGAGGUUUACCCGAGGCAGGAGUGUGAGGAAGAGGAGGGACAAGCUGAAGGCUGAUCGCCGAGCACAGUCUGUCCCCAGGGAUGACAUGCUGCCCAGGAAGGACAGCGCAUCUGCUGCUGACGACACCCCCAGCAGCGACCGCGUCGCCCGCAAACAUGAGGUGAUUGAGGCGAGCAAGAGCACAGACAGGGAGCUCAGAGAGAAGCCAUCGCUCUCAGAACCCCUCCGUCGUAGAGGGAACAAACAUGGAGAGAAGAGGCGGGGCAAACUGCGAGGCUCCUCCCCCCAGCCCCCACUCCCCCCACACAACUACAAGGCCUAUCAGCUGUACACUCUGUACCGAGGCAAGGAUGGCAAGGUCAUGCAGGCCCCUAUCAACGGCUGUCGCUGUGAGCCUCUGAUCAACAAGCUGGAGAACCAGCUGGAGGCCACCAAGGAGGAGAUGAAGACGGAGAUCCACACGGUGCAGGACCUGAUGAACAACAAGAUGGGACAGCUGGACCGCAAGAACAAACAUCAGAUCCGUGCUCUGGAUAAGAUGACAGUAGAGAGGGUGUCAGCGGAGAGGACAGAGUGCCAACACAGGAUCAACCAGAGAGCCAUGCAGGAAAGACAGGAGGGGGAAAAGAGACAGCAGGCAUCAGUGGUGAACGAGCUGAAGAACUGGUGCAUGGCCAAGCUCCAGAACAUCGAGGUGCGCUUCGCAGGAGACCCCUGCAACACCAAGCUGCGCCGGUCCUCGUCCAUGUCUGAGGGCCUGUGUGAGGUGGACCCUGGGGGACUCACCGUGCUGCCUGCUGGGGGGCCUGGGGACAGCGCCCAGUGUCUGGCCCCCCACAUCACUGAUGUCACCGAGGGAGACCGCAACACCGCCGCGACAGAGGACCCCUCAGCCAACCACUGCUUUGCUGUUCAGGUGGACAGCUCUCCAGACAGUGAUAAACAUCCCAAGCAAGCGGAGAUCUCCUCCCCAACUACUGCCAAGUUCCUGUCACAGUCUCCCCAAGUAGUGCGACCCAAGGAGCGCUUGCUAGGUGCUACUGAACACCGGAGGCCAUAUCAGGAACUGCAGGACGUGGCGCUGCUGGAGUUGGGACCGAGCAGCAGGAGCAGCAGAAGCAACAACAACCGGGCCAGCAGUCUGUCCCCAGCGACAGAGCGCCACUGUAGCAGCAGASAGGACAAGGACCUCGACAGGGAAAGAGAUAGAGACCGGGAGCGGGGCAGGGACAAGGGCAAGCACCACAAGAGGCACUCCCAGGGCAGGACUAAGGCCAAGGUUGCCCCGGUGGGGCAGGCCGAGGGGACUCAGACUCUGGAGGUGUUUGAGGAAAGAGCCGUGGAGAGAGGCGGAGGGGAGAGCUCCUUUGCCCAGGAAAGGGAGAACAUGCACGCCCUGGAGGUGACACAGUACUUCUUUGAGGCGGUGUCGACCCAGAUGGAACACUGGUAUGAGAGGAAGAUCCAGGAGGCCAGGUGGCAGGCGGACCAGAGGGCCCAGGCAGACAGGGCUGCCCUGCUGGAGAGGAUCACCUACCUGGAGGACGAGCUACGCAUGCUCAGGACUAACAGGCACGACGACAGCUAACACAGACAUACCACUGCAGAGUUUAAAUCAGUGGAGGCUGCUGAGGGGAGGAAGGACGGCUCAUAAUAAUGGCUGGAAUAGAGCGAAUGGAAUGGUAUACUUAUUCCACUCCAUUACCACAAGCCCAMCCUCCACAAUUAAGGUGCCACCAACCUCCUGUGGUUUAGAGUUACACAUUCAGAACGGCAAAAACCAUCUGAGGUCAUUACAGAUGGCAACCUGGAUCUAGUGGACCCACUAGUAGACUUGACCAUAAAUUGGCCAUACAUUUGUCAUUGACCAUGCACCUUCUCUACAGAAUUMKAUACAUAUAUCUAAUAAUGUCAUGCAACAGUAGAAAAUAAUKAAUUUGUAAUGGUAACUUAUUAAUGAGAAAUGUUAUGGCAUGCCAGACAAUUCAGUAUAAUGUUGUCUUGUUAAUCAUGUGUUUUGUUGUAUACACCUGGGCAGCUCCUGUGUGUUGUGCUUUGUAAAAACCCCAGUAAAUGUACUGCUAGUUACAAUGGAUCUGUCACAGUGCCAUUAUUGAACUGGAACACCCACACAUAUUGGCACAUUGAUAGCUUGUCCUCAACAUGCCAAUACUCCAGUGCUUUUUAUCCUGUGACGCAAAAGCCUGUUAUGAGAAUCAUUCUGGGGGUUUGUGGAAAAUGUGGGUCAUUUUUAGUGACAUUGUAAAAAACAAAUGAGAGAGUAGAGGAAAAUGAGAGCAGACAGCUUCAGGAAUAGUUUUGAGUUCGCCAGGAUGCUUAACAUAUCAGUAGAAUAAACUACUGCAAGCUUUCAUAUGUGACAUACAAGUGCAACAGAACUCACGAGAAUACAGCCAAACUGAAAGUGUCUUAACUGAAGAGAAGUUGUGCUUUCAAAACUUUAGUACUCAUCCACUUCUGCUCCAGCCCACUAUUUCUUUGAUGGUAAAAACUCCAUAACACCCUAAUGUUUAUCCUCAGCACUAAAAUGAGUUACUGUUAGGAAGACCAUGUUGGCAUGAUGAAAAGUAAAAUAGACUACUGUAAAUGUGUUACCGUGCUCAUAGGUGACACUUGUUCUGUUCAUGUGAGGUCGUUGUACAUUGAUGUCUCUGCUGAUAUGAACAUACAUUCUGUCUAAUGAAGUCA